Pelagomonas calceolata is the source of this 988-nucleotide messenger RNA. The record is from the annotation of a GenBank genome assembly. Lineage: Eukaryota; Pelagophyceae; Pelagomonadales; Pelagomonadaceae.
CGAGCUUGUAGCGAGCGCCUAAAGCUUUAGGCGACAGCCUAAGCUUUCCGCUGACAGCGCGAGCGCCGCGUCGGGACGAGCUGUGACUUCCCGAGGACGCCCGCGAGAGAGGCUUGCGCCGCGGUUGCGCUACGGUUUGUGCGUGCUCAUUGCGCCUCCCCAAAGUGGCGGCGGCGCGUGCCCGCUCAAAGCCGGCGCCGGCGGCGCGAGCUCGCUCGCGCUUGAGACCGUCGUCGCCGGCAGUGGCACGGUCGAGCUCCGGCUCCGGCUCGCUCGGCCGUGCGCGAGAGGCCACAGGGUCGAGCGCGGGCGUCGGGCGGCGCGUGCGCGCUGCAUCAGCCACAAGGGGGGCCGCCGUCGAGGCCGCGACGCUCACUCGUUCAAAUCACAACGCAGGCGCCGCGCGGACCAUGGGCAAGGGCAAGCCGAACGGCCUGCGCGCCGGGCGCAAGCUCAAGAACCACCGGCGGCUCCAGAAGUGGGCGAACAAGGAGUACGCCAAGGCGCACAACAUCUCGCAGUACGCCAAGCCCUUCGGCGGCGCGUCGCACGCCAAGGGCAUCGUGCUCGAGAAGAUCGGCAUCGAGGCCAAGCAGCCCAACUCGGCCAUCCGCAAGUGCGUCCGCGUGCAGCUCAUCAAGAACGGCAAGAAGAUCGCCGCCUUCGUGCCGCGCGACGGCUGCCUCAACUACGUCGACGAGAACGACGAGGUCCUCGUCGCGGGCUUCGGCCGCCGCGGCCACGCCGUCGGCGACAUCCCCGGCGUGCGCUUCAAGAUCGCCAAGGUCGCCGGCGUGUCGCUGCUCGCGCUCUACAAGGAGAAGAAGGAGAAGCCGCGGUCCUAAGGCAUCCUACUAGUAGUACGAGUACCUAGUUCGCCCCGAGGGCGCCCCCCUCUCGCGGGGUGAGGGGUGCCCGAAAUCUGGUGAUCGACGUCGCUGUUUGGGCUUACCUGACGAGCACAUUUGGCUGCAGAGUAAAAUAAGGC